AUGCCUGCCAUACUAUCAGGAGUCAAUGCCAAAGGAGAAGAGAACUUUCGUCCGCUGAUUGAGACAGUUUUAAUCGAUCUUCUACGGGUGGCAGCAGAUGCACCAGUGGAAUGGCCUGCUGCCAGCCUCAUCCUCUCCGUCUUUGGGCAGAGUUUUAUUCAGCAUGUGAAUAAUUCCUCUUCAACCAGUACUAGCUCUUCAAAAGGUCCCAGCUCACAAGGUAAUUCUUCUUCCGGCCGCAAUGCUUGUCCAAACACCCGUGCCAUCGCUCUUGAAUCUCUUAUCACGCUGGCCGGUGGAAUGUAUCAGUUGGAGAAGAUUCGCUAUUCAACCAGAAAGACCGGAUGUAUUGAUAUUGUUGAAGUGAGGAGUGCACUGUCUGCUUUUCUUUCAAGUCCAAUUCUGGGUUUGUACAAUCUCACUUUGACUACCGAUGAUUCACCAAAUACCAUGGCUCCCGUUGAUCAUGUGAAGCAACGAGAAUUUGCCUUUAAACUCAUCUCUCGUCUUCGCUAUACCUACUUUGAUGGCCUCUCUUUGGCCGCGAAGCGUUUUCAUUUGAUGACCUGGCUUCACGAAAUCAAUCAAGAGUUAUCUUCCACAAAUCCAGGCCCCAAUGAUGAGCGGCGAAAACAACUUGAAGAGAUGCGCAAGAACUUGCUGAUCGAAUUCGCCUCCACACAUCACAGCAUCUCGGGCAAUGCACCAUGGUUGCCACCUCCUCGAGGAGCUGGUGUUCUCUCUGCCACCGGGGGUCCAAUGAGUGUCAGCGGCGGGGGUGGUGGCUGUAGCGGGGGCACCCGAGCAGGUCUUAUUAGUCCUGCAGCCUCUGAACCGAGUGUUGCUUGGGGCUCCGGUCCACUGAGUGACAUCAAAUUGGCUCUUUAUACUGGCUAUGGCAUGGGGGUGGACUCAAGACGCAAAAAGACGGCACGAGCGCAUCGACUUGCAACAAAAAUUGCUCCCACCUACUCGCAUAUACCAAUUGGAUUCGAUGUCCUCUAUAUGCAGAUUGUCAAGCUGGUUCACGAUCCAUCCUUGGCUAUACGAACUCGGGCUAUUCGAGGCCUCUCAACUCUCGUUGAGAUAUACCCCGAAUGCAUUCCAGUGCCAACAAUUAAGGAGGAGAAUUCGGGUAAUCUCAACGCCUCUGAUCUGAUUUCAAUCAUUCCUCUUCGAUUAAUGGAUAACUCACCAAUGGUUCGAGAAGCUGCCGUUGAACUAGCUUCUCGGUUGGUUACAAUUCCAACGUCUGGAAACUAUUCAGUCUUUCUCGCUAAGCUUUUUAAACAUCUGAUCAAUCGGGUUCUUGAUCUACAGAUCAGUGUACGAAAGAGGGCUAUUAAAAGCCUUCAAAAUCUCCUGCUUCUUAACCAACAUUCCGAUAAUCCAGAAGAGACACGACACGCAUCACAAACAAUCAUCCUCUCUUCUAAACAGAACUUCGAAGCCUGUGUUACCCUUCUAAGACGUUCAAAUGAUGAAGAAUCCAUCAAGCAGAAAAUCGUAAUGGAAACAUUUACUUCUCUGUGGUUCACUCCUCUUUCAACGUCUGAUCCUUUGAAACUGGCAUUACUUCUCGAAAGACACGCUAGAAAUAUCUGUGAAACCGUUCUACAUGUCCGCAAUCGAGUUGCAGGUGUGGUGGAAGACUUUAUGAAGUCGAUUCUCAACCAAGAUGGACCGGAAAAGGCUGCUCAAGUUGACGCCGCUGCUUCGCAAAUUGUUGAAUUUUUGGUCAAAAUGAUUCAACGACUGCACAACGCGAAUUGGCACGUUUCGAACUGCCAAUUUCAUCCGAAGCAUAAUCGAGAGAGCGAAUCCACCACAAAACCGAAUUGUGAGUGUUCUGGUCAACCAGCUGAUGGGUUGUCUCCCUCGAAUACCUUCCUAUUGCUCAGCAUGAUAGCCAAACCUAGGCCGCAGUUGCUUCUCCAGCAUGUACCUUUCAUCACAAAGAUGAUCACCUCAAUUAUGCCACCGAAUAGCGGAAGUGUUCCCGAUGGAAACGCUCUCUCCUAUGCCAUUGAGAUUAUCGAACCUUGUUGCUUCCAGGUUGCCUCUAAGGGUGGUACCAACUUGAGUCAACUGUUUCCUAAUGGCACCGUCUCGUUGGAAGAUUGUCUUGUCUACCUACUUCAGCGUCAUUGUCGAGUCGUUGUGGACGCUUCAUUGUCAUGUCUAGCAACUAUUGUUAAUCAUCUCACCAAAGAUUAUACUCGGGUUGCAGUGUGCUUCGCUAAUUUCUAUGGCAAGUUUUUUCUGUCCUAAUGUCUCAUUCAAGAGAAGAAACGAAAGUUACCCGUAAUCAAGCCUGUAUCAUCUUCGAUGUCAAGUUCCAACUCCUUGUCUGUUCGUUCCCAUUGGCGUGCUCGACCAAAGGUUCUUCGAGCUGUCUACACAGUUGGUCUCAUCUGCAAACUCUUCUCACUCCAAGAUCUCGCCAACGCUGCUUUCGAGCUUGUCAAUCUGCCCAAAGGUGACCCUCGCUUGCCACCGGAUGCCAAUAUUUCCAUUCUUUCUCAUCAGGCUUCAAGUGGAAAGAAUAACCGGGAUGAGGUCUUCAACACACUUAUGUUCUUUGCGGAAACCGCUCUUCUUUUGAAUGUGGAUGAGGAGACAAGGCGAGCUAUAAAUGCGGCCGGAGGGUAUGAUGUCGAGAUGGCUAAAAAAGCGAUCGCUGGUCUUUCAUUCCUAGCCAAUCGGCAUGACUACCUCUUUCGUUCUUCGAGAUUGCAGGACUUCUUUAAGAGUAUCCUAAGCGGAGUGAAUGCUGCCUUUCCGAAGGAUGCGGUGGCAGAUCUACAGUGCAUUGUUCUAGAUUGCAUCAAUAACUUCCUUGUAGAUGAAGAAAAGACUGCAGCGGCUAAUGAUAGCAAUUGGUCGUCGCAGAGCAAACAGGAAUCUUUAAAAGUCUUGGGCGAUACUAGAGAUGUGCAUGGAAGCACUGUGGUGCAAAUUUACCUUCAAACCGCCCUGGAACAUUGUGUAACUUCGGCAUCAACCACUGUGCGUACAAAAGCCCUCACUUUAAUUUCCACAGCCAUGCGUCAAGGUCUUAUGAUGCCUUUUCCCUUCAUUGCCGCUCUAAUUUGUCUUCAAACUGAUGUGGAGAACACAAUCAAAUCUCGGGCUGUCAUCCUUCUUCAGGAGAUUGUUCAACAACAUUCGGGUUUCUUGGCGUUGAAAGCUGCUCCGGGUAUUCGAAGUGCAUUCCAACUGCAGAAGAUUAUUGCAGCAUCAAGCGGUGGCAAUGACGGCCGUCAGGAGACCCUUAUUCGGGGUGCGUAUGUCAACAAGCCCAUUGCGGGGUCGGAAAAAUCUGAUUCGACACUUGUGCGACCCACAGCUCUGAAUCACCCGACCUACAGUCUUCUUCAGUCAAAUAAGCAUCAUCGUCGGUCACUCAUCUCAAAUCUAGUCAAUCUUUUUGAUAACGAUUAUAAUUCGCAGUUGAGGUCUUCCUAUGCCUCAGACAAUGGAAUUUCCUCACACAAAUCGUCUUCUGUCGGAGUCAACUCAGCCAAUUCUGACUCACCGUCCGGAGACAGCGGUCUUCAAGAGCUCGUUUUCAUUUGCGACCAAUUGGCUCAUUUCCCCUACAAGACCGUGGAUGAGAUCUACUACCUGGCUCGAAUACUAGACAUUCGUGUGAGCACAAUUGGGUCAGCUAUUGCCCGUAGUCUACAGGAUUGUCUUCUCUCCUCGGCACAUCUUAAAACGGAGUCCGCUUAUCAGGGGGAUACUGAAAAUGCUACUGAGCUACCUCCGGUUUAUGAUCGAAAG
Messenger RNA from Rodentolepis nana, 3786 nucleotides. Lineage: Eukaryota; Metazoa; Platyhelminthes; Cestoda; Cyclophyllidea; Hymenolepididae. The record is from the annotation of a GenBank genome assembly.